Malaclemys terrapin pileata is the source of this 2932-nucleotide messenger RNA. RefSeq names its product outer dense fiber of sperm tails 3 (gene CIMAP1A). The transcript is spliced from 6 exons. The record is from RefSeq and is a predicted model, not a curated record. Bases 209 to 970 code for a protein of 253 amino acids. Gene Ontology annotation, cellular component: cytoskeleton. NCBI's taxonomy places the organism in Eukaryota, Metazoa, Chordata, Testudines, Emydidae.
CAAUGCAAUCUAUAAAACAUUAUGUCUCUCAGUUCCAUUAACAUGGAGACUGUAUUCAGCAGAUGAGGCUUCAGGUGUAGUACAAUUACAGGGCCAGACUGAGAAUUUUUCACUGAAAUGCAAAAAAGAAAUAGAAUUUUGCUUCUUUAAGAGAAUCCUGCUAUUAACUUUUCUACUCUCCCUUUAGGCUUUGUAACCAGCUCCCACCAUGGGUGACAGCGCUUGGGUGGGGACCUGGAGGCCUCAUCGUCCAAGGGGCCCAAUAAUGGCCCACUUUACCAGCCCAGGACCAAAGUACUCAAUACAGGGGACAACAGGUUACCUGAAGCACAACCCCACCAAAAGGAAAGCCCCUGCCUACACUUUUAAGGGGGCAAGGCCUUUGCUCCGUGAAGCCUGUUCUCCGGGUCCUCGUUACUAUGUGGAACCCGCAAUGACCAGGAAGGGAAAGGAAGCUGCCCCAGCUUAUACCAUGUGUGGGCGCCCCAAGGUGAAAACUGAGGUCACACCUGGCCCAAGCGAUUAUUCACCAGAGAAGUCAAAAAAGCAUGUUUAUGAAUCUGCUCCUGUGCACUCCAUGUCAUUCAGGACUAGGAGCUUCAGUGUAGACAGCACUCCAGGUCCUGGCGCAUACACUAUCCCUCGGGUGAUGGGACCCAACACAGUGGACAAAACUGCUAGCCCUUGUUAUUCCAUGAAAUGGAAGAGUAAGCUUGGUCGCUUUGAUGAGGAUCUCCAUAAGACCCCGGGUCCAGCUGCAUAUAAAAAGACAGACGUUGAUGUGUACAAAAAGAGAGCCCCCAAGUACAGCAUGAGCUCCCGGACUAAGCCUGCAGGAACUGUUAGACAUCCUGGACCAGGAGACUAUUAUCCCGGAAAGAUAACACUGACCAAGCCUUGUGCCCCAGUUGUUACCUUUGGAAUCCGACACUCUGAGUAUACAAUGCCUUUGAUAGUGGAUGUCUAUUGACCUUCACGCAAGCCGCCUUACAGAAACUACAUUUAUUUUUCUAUAUCAUGUUGCUUUAUGUUUUAAAGCUGCCAGUUUUUAUACAAGUUCUUAUAAUUAACAAUCAUCUAUCUUCAAACAAGUAAUAAGUUUCUACAAGUUCUAGCACUAAAGGAUGACGAAUAUUCAGAAAAUGAUCACUUGCAAUAAUUUAACUUGCCUCUGGCUAUGAAGAAAUUUUCCAUAUCCCCCCUUAAUGAAGAGGACAUGCUGAAGCUAGCAGUAUUACCCUGGCGUGUGGAUCUUGCUGUAUCUACCUGCUGAGAGUCUGAACCCUGGCACUAGUGCAUUGCAGCAUCUGGAUCCUGUGUUCCAGAAACUGGGAAUUCACAACUGUAUACAUAAAGAGUCACUCAAUUUUGUACUAUUGAGCUAUUUUGUUGUUUGUUUACUCCUGUGAUGACCCUCACUGUAUGUGUCAUUUAUCCCUUUUAUUGUGUUCUAUUGUAGUAUCACCAUGUAAAGAAAAUAAAUCAGGGAGUCAGUAUUUAUCAUGUCAAAGUAGCUGAAUACUUCAAUCUACCUUUAGAUGGAGUUACAGACUAAAGUUUAAAGGGAUACUGUGUGGUUAAAACAAGUUUUUACAUGUGUUACAUCUUUAGCUUAUUAAAACAAAACUUUAAAAAAUUAAAUGGGCUUUUCAUCACUCAUUCCUAGUUUACAUUUUCCUCUUCAUUAAUCUUGGAUAAUGGGGAUGGGGAGCAGAUGAUUAGAACCACUUCUGCUUCUCAAGCCUUAGCAAAAUAUUGCCAUUUUAGAAUUGCUAGAAAAUGUUAAAAUCCUAAAUUAAAAAAACUUUUCAUUAAAUUUAAGAACAAAGUUUCAUUAGAAUUUUUUAAAACAAAGUAAGCCUAGAUUGCCAAACAACAUCCCCUUAACCUAGGAGAAGCGCUGUUCUUGCUCUCUCAGCUGCUGUAUGCCGGAUGGCUGUGAACAUGCAGCGCCUUGCAAGGUCCACAUGCAGGCCAACCAUAACUGCAGGCUGCACUCCGGAAGCAUAGGAACUAUUCCAGAGAAGCAUACUGCCCUAAAGAGGAGGUGGACGACCUAUGGACACCCUGCAGCUACACAUCACCACUUGGAGCAGGCCUGACACAGCAGGGGUGGGAAGUUGCUCCUGUUGAAGUGGUAUAGAAGUAGAUACUCUCCUCCUGAAUUAUAGGGGAAAAUCCUGUCUCUGUGAGGCUUCCUCCCCAAGCUCCAUGCAGAAAUGGUGCAACUCUGCACCAUCCCUUGCUACGAGCAGUGCCUGGGCUCAGCUGUGGCACUCAAAGAAGGUUAACAAUUAUUGGGAAGGACAAAUUGUCUGCCCCACUUAACCAAGCUGGGAACCCGAACAGUCCCUUCCCCCAUUUAUUUUGUUCUCUCAAAGUUUUACUUAGCCUUUCAAGGCAAGGUUAGUGUGAAGGUGGUGAUGGGGAAGCGCACUGUUGGACUCCAGAGGACAAUGCUGACCUUUAUUUUAAAAAUAUUUUUAAACUAAAAUUUCAAAACAAGAAGUCAUUUUGAAUAAAAAAAUCAAAGUACUUCAUUCCAAAAACAAAAAAAAUUGGGACAAAAGUGUCAAACAAUCCGUUGAAACCCAGGGGAAGUUUUGGUUUUGACAAAUGAGCAUUUUCCAACAACAAAAAUUGUUUAAAAAGUUCCUGACCAGCUCUAUUAUUGACUCUGAGCAAGAUGGGCGAUUUGUACUUGAGUGGUCAUUUGUCCUCUUCAUCACAGAAGUCAGUGGGGGACAAUUUCUCUUCUUCUUCAUGGAUACAUGCAGAUCCCAUAGGGUGCUAUCUUGUCACACCUUCUGGUCUAAUGCAUCUUAGAGCUUGGAUGUAAUCUCCACUGCCCAGUGUAGUGCGUAUUGUAUUACUGAUGUAUUUAAUGUUGGUGCAUCAAUGCAGGUUCCAAGGCAAUAGGUUCUAUAAAAAG